GUAUCGAUUAGUAACAGAGUUCUACAAAGUUCCAUGAAGGUAUAAAACUGCACGGCUCAAAGUAGUACCUGCUUACGAGCGCCUGAUUCAACCUUCAUUGCAGAAACUCCUCAGAACACAUUCAGCACGUUUCUUCUGCGGCGAAAUUGGGAACUGCACUUGAUAGCCAUAAAAAAGUACGAUAAAAAGACAAGAAAAGUUGCAGGAGAUUAAACUCUGUGGACAGGUGACUGAAGUUCACGUCUGCACCCCUGUUUUAUCACCCUCGCUAAAACCGCUUUCAUGAGUGGGAAUUACAGCCUGGGUUCCCGCUGCGUCUCACCACCUUACUUUAUGAGUUGGCCAGGGGAGCCAGUUAACUUUUACGAAAGUAAAGGCAGUGGUGGUGGUAAUCUGGCAACGGCCUGCAAGACAACCCGGGGAGUCAAUUGUGAGGAGGGCAGCACCCUACUUGAGCUGAGUGCUGCUCCUGCAAUCUAUGAAGAUGAGAGUGCUAUAGACUUCAGUGCAUAUAUAGACUCAAUGGCCUCUGUCCCCAACUUGGAGCUGUGCAAUGAUGAACUUUUUGCGGACUUGUUUAAUAACAGCCAAAAACCCGAAAAGGUGGAGUAUGAGAACCUCCAUUCUACUGGUGGCGCUUCCGUCAGCCACCAGAAAGACUAUAACGGACUACCUGUGUUACAGAGUUCUAUUACAGAGCAUCGGUUGAAGUUAGCUAAUGUAGCAUUAAAACAAGAACCUGACUGGAGUGACAGCGACCUGUCUUCUUCUCUCCCCUCUCAGAUUGCAGCAUGCGCACAGACCACCAUGAACUUGUCAACUGGUCAGCCUACUCCUCCAUCCUCCCCAGAACCUAGCCCUUGCUCAUCCAACAGGUCCAGCAGCCACAGCAAGGAAAAGACAAAAAAGCACGUUGACCGCGCCAGCCCCGAGUACCGACAGAGGAGGGAGAGGAAUAAUAUAGCUGUGCGCAAGAGCAGGGACAAAGCUAAGAUCCGAAACAUGGAGAUGCAGCAAAAAAUGGUAGAACUAACCUCCGAGAACGACAAACUGCAGAAACGCAUCGACCAGCUUAGCAGGGAAUUGGCAAACUUGAGAAGCUUUUUUAAACAGUUCCCCAAUUCGACAUUUUUGGGUACGACAAAUUUUGCAAAUGUUGACUGCCGGUGAGGUAAUGAAACCAAGACUGUGUAAAAAAGACUUUAACAUAAACGCAAUACCUCAACACUUGCAGGAACCUGCAGCCAAAAGUACUGUAUUACCAAGAAAUGGAACUGUGGCAUUAAGUGAAAUUGUGCUGGUUUUCAUUUGUAUAUGCAUCUCUCUUAGCACAUUUGUUACUCGUAUUUGCCACAAGUAAGCGAAGCUAUUCCUCUUAAAUUAUUGGUGUUUUCCCACAUUUAUUGAUGCAGCUAUGGUACCAUUUGUAAAUUUGCUCCUGACUGUAUUGUACAUACUUAAAGACUUAAGCAUGGUUUACGUUUUAUAUACAUUUUUACGACAUUUGUAAGAAUAAAAUUGUUUGAAAUUAAA
Molecule: messenger RNA, 1533 nt
Organism: Protopterus annectens (West African lungfish)
Lineage: Eukaryota; Metazoa; Chordata; Ceratodontiformes; Protopteridae
Gene: CEBPD
Product: CCAAT enhancer binding protein delta
Exons: 1
Coding region: 283-1170 (295 amino acids)
Biological process (GO): DNA-templated transcription; regulation of transcription by RNA polymerase II; regulation of cell differentiation
Molecular function (GO): DNA-binding transcription factor activity, RNA polymerase II-specific; RNA polymerase II cis-regulatory region sequence-specific DNA binding
Source: RefSeq, a predicted model, not a curated record